Dunckerocampus dactyliophorus (ringed pipefish) is the source of this 3447-nucleotide messenger RNA. It is a transcript of the gene engase, whose product is annotated as endo-beta-N-acetylglucosaminidase. Gene Ontology annotation, cellular component: cytoplasm. Gene Ontology annotation, biological process: protein deglycosylation. The coding region runs from base 66 to 2231 and encodes 721 amino acids. Gene Ontology annotation, molecular function: mannosyl-glycoprotein endo-beta-N-acetylglucosaminidase activity. The transcript has 14 exons. Lineage: Eukaryota; Metazoa; Chordata; Actinopteri; Syngnathiformes; Syngnathidae. The record is from RefSeq and is a predicted model, not a curated record.
UUCCUGUUUGUCGUGGCUCUGUGGCGAAAAGGAUAAGCUUUACAUUUUAAGAUAAAUUGCAAAAAAUGUCAAUACAUUCAGGGGGAAAUAAUACUUCAAGAAGUAAAAGUGAAGAUGAAGGUCACACAGAUGUUAGUGGGAUAAUCGACAACACGAAAAAGUUAAGGUUGGAAUCCUUGUAUCAGCCUGUCGACUCACACAGUAGUCAUGAAGUCAUCAAGUGUAUGCCUUCACCAUUACCAGUCAAACAUUAUGAUGCUGAUACAACAGAGCCAGUUAGCUGUGGUCUUCAGACUUUGGAUGAGCUGUUGUCGUGGAAUCAAAGUGAGGCAAACCCAUUUAAUGGGGCAGUCGUCCCUCUGGCAGAGCGGGAACCUGCACUUCGCAGUUGCUCACGUCGCACCUUGGUAUCUCAUGACAUGAUGGGUGGAUACCUAGAUGACAGGUUUGUACAGGGGACAGCUGCAGAAGCUCCAUAUGCCUUCUACCACUGGCAGUACAUUGAUAUUUUCAACUACUUCACACACAACUUAGUGACCAUUCCGCCUGCUGUUUGGACCAGUGCUGCACAUAAACAUGGAGUUCUUGUUCUUGGGACUUUCAUCACAGAAUGGACUGAUGGAGCAGCGACAUGUGAGGCGUUCCUUAAAGACGACUUCUAUCAGAAAGUAGCUGAUAAGCUUGUUCAAAUGAGUCAGUAUUAUGGCUUUGAUGGCUGGCUCAUAAACAUAGAGAACACACUCAGUGAGGUUGCAGUGAAGACUACACCUUUGUUCCUACGCUAUCUCACAGAUCAGAUGCAUGAACAAAUUCCUGGCAGCAUGGUCCUGUGGUACGACAGUGUCAUAGAGACUGGACAGCUAAAAUGGCAAAAUGAAUUAAACCAGUCCAACAGGGUUUUUUUCAAUGCUUGUGAUGGUUUCUUCACCAACUACAACUGGACAGCACAAAACCUGGAGUGGAUGACUGAUUACAAUCACACCCACGGUCGCCAGGCUGACAUCUAUGUGGGGGUGGAUGUUUUUGCCCGUGGCGAGGUGGUGGGAGGGAUGUUUGAAACCAAUAAGGCACUUGAAAUGAUCCGAAAGUACAACUUUUCUGCCGCCAUCUUUGCUCCUGGUUGGGUGUACGAGACCCAAGACAAGACUGAGUUUCGUCAUAAUCAGGAUAAGUUCUGGGAUCUGCUGAAAAACAGUCUAUACAUUCAUCGUCCAUCUGUGCCACUGCCCUUCAUUUCUUCUUUUUGUCAGGGCUUUGGGAAUGCUUUCUAUUGGAAUGGAAAGCGGGAAAAAGACAGAAAGUGGUUCAACUUAUCUGCCCAAGAAAUCCAGCCAUGGUACUACCGUGAUGAGCUGGAGGAUCUGGGCUGGGUGAGGAGCCGUGGUUGCCCAGAGGAUGCCUGGAAUGGAGGAUCUUCAUUACUCCUGGAUGGAUUCAUCCCUGCAAGUCAUGCUUCACCAGUUUGUGCCAGGAUCUUCUCCCUUCAUGUGCCUCUUGCGUCCAAGACCCUGGUCAGCAUUAGAUACAAGUCAUCUUCUCAAGUCACAGUUUCACUGGAGCUCAAGAUGACUCGUACUGGUCUUUUCACAGAGGAGCACAGCUAUGAUAUGAAAUUAACAAGUAUUUCUCCAGCUCUACUCCAUGAAGGGCACGAGUUAGUGCGGCAGUUGACACAUCAACAAGGAAAUGUGGACACAGGUUGGACAGUCAGGUUUUGGAAGUUGGACAUUUACGGCUUUAUUCUUAGAGAGGUUUUGGUUAACAUCCAGCCGGUUGGUGAGCCUUGUGACACAUUUUUCAGCUGCAGGCUGGGGGAAAUCAUGUUCCUAGAUAUUGCCGGUCAACAGACAGCCCCAGAGAAGGUUCAGGACUUUUGUAUUCAUGACAUUGUGUGGCUGCGUGGUGCUGGGUCAUCUCCAGGGUCCUCUGACUGCUGCCUGUAUCUCAACGCGACACUACGCUGGGAGUACCCGACCGACCUUGUACGGCAUUUCAAGGUAUACUAUCGCCAGCUUGGUGGACCGGAUCCCAGAAUGGCUGCAGGUCAGCUGGUUGCGGUGGGCCGGGCAUAUUCAAAAUUGUACAGGAUAACAGAACUCCCAGUCCUUGAGCCCCCAGGCCUGCUUGAAUUGGUAGUGGAGCCAAUCACAAGGAAGGCGUUCCCACUGCCAGAGAGCUGCUGGGCAAGAACAACUGUUAGCUACACUGACAUUGAAUGUAAAAACUGUUGAAAAGUCAAGUCCACCGUGUCACAAUAUGACACCAUAUUGCAUUAGACAAAGCUUCUGAUCAAGACAAAGCGGUAUUGUCUACUGUUUUAACAAAGAUUAUAGAUGAAGAAUGACUUUGAUCAUACUUGAUUUACUGUCUACUAUACUACAGAGGAACCCGUUUAUGUCGACAACCCAUCUAAGUCACCCAACUCAUGAAGUGUUCUAUGUACAGUUGGGGAGGCAGGUGAGGCUCUUCACCUGUCAUGAUGAAAAAUAAAAUAAAUAUUAAUAUUCGUCCAAUGAACUGUAUUAUAAAUAUUUUCUGUAUGAUUCCAAUUGUUUUUAACAUUUUCUUAAGUAAAAAUAGCUGAAUUUGCACAUUUCCAGAUCAAAUACAGGGCAGAAAUCUAAAAUGAGUCUUCUGUGCUUAGUGUGCACGCUCCUUCCACUGGGGUAAUAAUGGAUGUAAGUUUUUGUCAACAAUUUCUCUGGAGGAAAACUUUGGAUGCACAGUUGCGCUCUCCUCCGCAUGUCCUGCACUGCUUGCCUGAUCAGUCCCCUGUCCCUCCGGAGGAUGUUAACUUCAGCUCUGAUUCGCUGUUCGAUGUCAUCGAGGUCAUGUGGUGUCACAUACACUUUUGGUUCGAGAUGGCCCCACAGAAAAAAGUGACCUCCAGGGCCAUUCCACUGGGCAGUUCAAAGCAAUAACAUAAUCACCAAAAAGCUCUGUCAGCCGAUCAGUUACAGUUCUCCUCCGGUGUGGUGGAGCACCAUCUUGGGCCCACCAAGCACGUGCCAACUAACCAUUUCCUUGAAGACGAAAAUGCGGCAUUCCUCUGAGAGUAUGAACGACAUGCAGAACAUUCAGAGAUAAUCAUCACCGUUGAUGUUGUUGCGUAAAAAGUACGGUCCAACAAUUAAAACUAUUUCAAGACUAAUCUUGUCGGAAUAAUCUGGCCAUCGCAGUGUAGAAGAACAAAAAUUCCCAUUUUGCAUCACAGUUUAUCACUUUUCCUGAUAUUCUCCAUCCAUCCAUCAAUUUUCUUUACCAAUUAUCCUUCCUCAAAUUUGAGCCCUUUAAUUUUUUGGAGGAUUUUUUUUGUCCACCGGGAAAACGGGCUUGUGUUCAGUCAUGCAUGCAAUUAUGCAAAAAAUUUUGGUAUGAACCGAAGGAUGAUGUCCAUACCAACAUAUGCAAAUAAAGAAAUUUCAUGAAAAUAUUCAAUUGUAACUU